Messenger RNA from Pyrus x bretschneideri (Chinese white pear), 1301 nucleotides. RefSeq lists its product as uncharacterized. Bases 563 to 1117 code for a protein of 184 amino acids. The record is from RefSeq and is a predicted model, not a curated record. Gene Ontology annotation, biological process: response to auxin. The transcript is spliced from 3 exons. NCBI's taxonomy places the organism in Eukaryota, Viridiplantae, Streptophyta, Magnoliopsida, Rosales, Rosaceae.
AGCUAUAAAUAUGCUCCUCUGUUUUUCAUAACAUCUCCUCUUCCAAGUCCUCAUAAUUUUCCAGUUCAUCAAACAUAAACACACUUUUCUGUUUUUUACCUUUUUUUUUGGUCUCACGAGAAAACAAAAUUAUAUAAUUUAUUUUGAUAUAGAAGAAGAGAAGCCGUUAGGUUUGGUUGGUUCCUAGGAAAACCGAAAAAACAGAGCCCUCCGAAAGCGUAGGCAGAGCGAGUGAGAAAGGAAAAUUUGCUUCCGAAAAUUGAUGGGCUCACAAAAGUAGUAAAACUCCCAAAACAUUCAUCUCCUUUUUCUCUCUGGGAUUUAUUAUUAAUUAUUAUUAUUAUUAGCAAUAUUUAGAAUUUUCUGAAUACAAUCUCUCUCUUUGGAGACCUAGAGCUCGCUCCGUUAUUUCCUUCCGAAGCUCCCAUGGCGUUUCUUCUUCAGGUUUGCAGCUGAUGUUCUCCCCCUCCUCAGUGGAAGAUCUGAUGAGACCUUGUGUGGAAUCGGACAAUCUGAUAUCUGUGUUGGGAUUCUUUCAACAAUUGUGGUAAAACCUGUAGCAAUGAAUGAAAAUGGUGGCACCAAGUUGACUGGAAUCAGGCAGAUCGUCAAGUUCAAAGAAAUCCUGCAGAAGUGGCAAGCCGUCACGCUUGGCUCGAGGGCAAACAGCCCCCGAGCCAACAAUAGUCCCCAUUCUGAAAGAAGAGGAGGGGAUCCCCAUUCUGAAAAAAGAGGAGGGGAGAGCACCACUCCCUCUGAACGAGGCCAUGGGGGUAUUUCACCGGCAAUUAGCCAGAGGCUAACAAAUGUUAUUUGUGACUCGGAUGAGGAUAUGUGCUACAGUCCCGAACCGCCACAUGAUAUCCCCAAAGGAUAUUUGGCGGUUUAUGUUGGACCGGAGCUUCGGAGGUUCAUCGUUCCCACUAGCUACCUCAGUCACUCCCUUUUUAAAGUACUGCUGGAGAAGGCUGAGGAGGAAUUUGGGUUUGAUCAUAGCGGCGGGCUCACAAUCCCAUGUGAGACUGAGACCUUCAAGUACCUCUUGAAGUGCAUGGAGAACCAUCAGAAAGCUCACCCCGAUGACAGCCCAGCCGGAGACUGGAAAGUCAUUCAAUGAAGAGUAAGUGACAGUGAUGAAGUUUCUUAUCAGUGGUCCAGGUUUUUAGGGGUGUGAUUUUCUGGUGUAAAGCAGGGUCUCCUUGUAUUCAGACAUCUUUUUGCUUUUCUCUUUUUCUUUUCUUUUUUUUUUUGAAUUAACAACAAUUACAGAAACUUUAGUUAAAUAUUUUUUAACCUCUCUA